AUGGAGAAAGAAAAUCAAACUGUGGUUACAGAAUUUGUCUUUCUUCAUUUCACUAGCAUCCCCAAGCUUGAGAUGGUGUUGUUUGUGCUCUUCUUAAUCAUCUACAUCCUAUCUCUUAUGGGGAACUUGCUGAUUAUACUCAUUGUGGCUGUGGACUCACGCCUACAGACCCCCAUGUAUUUCUUCAUCUGCAAUCUCUCGAUGGUCGAAGUCUGGUACACCACUGUCACAGUGCCAAAGAUGUUGGAGAAUUUACUGGCUCAGAAGAGGACAAUUUCCAUUCCAGGAUGUAUCACUCAAUAUUACUUCUUCUUUGCCUUUGCUGCAAUUGAGCUGUUUAUUCUGACAGCCAUGGCUUACGACAGGUACCUUGCAAUUUGCAACCCUCUACGAUACUCCGCCAUCAUGAACCCUAGGACAUGCAGGAAUGUGGCUGUGAUAUGCUGGGUUGUGGGAUUCAUAUGCCCUACAUUCCCUUCCUUCAUGUUAGCUAAAAUUUCCUUCUGCAGCCCCAACAAAAUCAACCACUUCUUCUGCGAUGCUGGGCAGAUAUUUCGCCUUUCGUGUACUGACACUUAUUCUAUUCAGGUCAUUGGCUACGGCUUCAGCAGUGUUAUUGUAAUGGCCACUCUUUUGUUCACUCUAGGUUCUUAUGUGCAAAUCGUAAUCACUAUACUGAAAAUGUCUUCUGCUGCUGCCCGGAGGAAGACAUUUUCCACCUGUGCCUCCCACCUCUCUGUAGUCACCAUCUAUUUUGCAACACUCAUUUUCAUGUAUGUCCGCCCAGCAGUAAAAUACAAAUCUAAUGCCAACAAAAUAGUAGCGGUUUUCUACUCUGUAAUCACACCCUUGCUGAAUCCAAUGAUAUAUACCCUGAGGAACAAGGAUGUGAAAGAAGCUUUGAAGAAAACUUUUCUCAUAAAUAAAGUCUAA
Messenger RNA from Podarcis muralis (Common wall lizard), 933 nucleotides. The record is from RefSeq and is a predicted model, not a curated record. Lineage: Eukaryota; Metazoa; Chordata; Lepidosauria; Squamata; Lacertidae.